Messenger RNA from Cyclopterus lumpus (lumpfish), 1246 nucleotides. RefSeq names its product methyltransferase like 21A (gene mettl21a). NCBI's taxonomy places the organism in Eukaryota, Metazoa, Chordata, Actinopteri, Perciformes, Cyclopteridae. Gene Ontology annotation, cellular component: cytoplasm; cytosol. The record is from RefSeq and is a predicted model, not a curated record. The transcript is spliced from 3 exons. Gene Ontology annotation, molecular function: protein-lysine N-methyltransferase activity. Gene Ontology annotation, biological process: peptidyl-lysine methylation. Bases 517 to 1173 code for a protein of 218 amino acids.
GAUCGUUGUGGCGUUAAUGUAUAUGCACUUUGUGGUGAUAAAGAUGAGCCCAAGUAUAACAGGUGUUAUAAACUGUAAGUGUAGUUAUUGAUUUUAAUGUAUCUUUCUCAAUUGUUGAAUGUAUUCGGAUUACUCCCAUUUACCCUGACCGCAACACAACCCUUGACAGGCCGGUAAAUAUGAUACAGACCUGCUUGAAGGUUCUAGCACUGGGAUAAAACGAUUAAAUAACAACUUUGACAUUGUUUUCCCCCAAAUCCCCCACUCAAUUGUUGUUCAGUUAAAUAACGUCAGAAGUACAUUUUGGAGAAACAAACAAAUAAAAGAUGGAAAGAUUUGAAAGAAGCAAUGGACGUUUCGGAACUCGCCGGAAGAGGGCAGUAGUGAGUCGAUCAAAUACAACAAAAAUACCUUAAGUCCUCAAAGAAGAAGAACCGCACUGCGCAUGAACACUCGGUCCAAUAACAAGCGCACGGCGAUGCCAUAUCGUGCAGUUUCUACUUAUUAUUACACAGCAUGGCUCUCGUCCCGUACGUAGAGAAUCCGUUACCGGCUCUUGCCAAACUCCACAAUUCAUCAGCUCACUUCCGGUUCGCCAACCACGACCUCCGACUCGCCCAGGACUGGAAGAAGCUCGGGGUGGCAGCAGUCGUGUGGGAUGCGGCGGUUGUCAUGUGCAUGUACCUGGAGAUGGGGAGGCUGGAGGUGAAGGGGAGAGGGGUCAUUGAACUGGGAGCUGGCACCGGACUGGUGGGCAUCGUUGCAGCCCUGAUGGGUGCCAAAGUGACCAUCACUGACAGAGAGCCCGCCCUGGACUUCCUGUCUGCCAACGUGAAGGCCAACCUGCCCCCGGACUCCCUGGGGUCAGUGGUGGUGUCUGAGCUGACGUGGGGCGAGGGCCUCGAGCGUUACCCGGCCGGGGGCUUCGACCUGGUGCUGGGGGCCGACAUCGUUUACCUGGAGGACACCUUCGUGCCCCUGCUGCAGACUCUGGAGCACCUGUGUUCGGACGCCACUGUGGUGCUGCUGGCCUGCAAGAUCCGCUACAAGCGAGACACAAACUUCUUGAGCAUGCUGAAGGAGCGGUUCAGGGUGGAGGAGGUCUACUACGAGAAGCAACGGGACAUCCACGUGUACAAAUCCUGGAAACUGCCCCCCAGGAAGGAUUUGUGACGACCAUCCGCAUCCGCCAUGUUUUACUGUCUUUUGCAUACGAAGCAAAUAAAAAAAACUGUUCCAACAAACA